UGGCCGGCUCCCUUUCGAUUUCAGGAAACUAACUGUCAAGCUUGGUAGAGAAGAUGGUUCAUCAGAGGUGCUGCUGGGGAAAACUCAUGUUAUGGGUUUUGUGACUUCGCAACUAGGGAAGCCUUAUAGAGACCGGCCUAAUGAGGGGAGCCUUGCAAUCUAUACUGAGUUUUCUCCAAUGGCUGAUCCUUCAUUUGAGGCAGGUCGCCCUGGAGAGUCUGCUGUUGAGUUGGGACGAAUAAUUGAUCGUGGUCUAAGGGAAAGUAGAGCUGUGGACACUGAAUCUCUCUGUGUUGUAGCAGGGAAGUGGGUGUGGUCUAUCCGUAUUGAUCUCCAAAUUUUAGACAAUGGAGGGAACCUUAUUGAUGCUGCCAACAUCGCAGCCUUAGCUUCCCUCUCAACAUUCCGGAGGCCUGAUUGCACCGUUGAAGGAGAAGAUGGGCAGGAAAUUACUUUGCACCCACCUGAGGUCAGGGAACCACUUCCACUGAUCAUUCAUCAUAUGCCUAUAGCAGUGACCUUUGGAUUUAUUGGAAACGAGAACAUAGUGGUUGUAGAUCCAACUCACUUUGAAGAGGCUGUAAUGGGAGGAAGAAUGACAGCAACUGUUAAUGCAAAUGGUGAUGUCUGUGCCAUUCAGAAGGCGGGAGGAGAUGGUGUCAUGCAGAGUGUUAUAAUGCAGUGUCUUCGCAUUGCUUCAGUGAAGGCUGGUGAUAUAACAAGCAAGAUAAAGAAUUCUGUUGAAUUGUACUGCACAGAAAGAGGUCUUAGGAAGAUCAAAAGACACACACAUGCUACUACAGCAAUUGACAUUCCUGACUCAGGUAAUGGGGAAGUCAGUGAUCUGUCAAUGCAGAAUAUGGAUAUACAGAGAGUCAAAUUAGAGGAUCUCUGUGUCAGUCGUAGUGAUGACAUGGAUGUUGAAACACAAAUUUCUAAGCCAAAUAGAAAUGAAGGGGAAGUUAACAAAUUUCCGAAUUUUUCCGGCAGGCCCUCAAGUUGGGAUCCAUAUUCAACGGUUGUCAACAUAGAAGAAUUGAAAUCUACUCUUGGUUCACAUGGAGGCUUAUCAGCUGUCCUUGAGAAGAAUAAGGCUUAUGGAAAUGAUGAAACAGUGCAUGAAAAGCCUGCUGUAGCAGAUUCUGGACAAUGUCAAGGAGAUUUUAACGCUGCUGCACCUUCAAUAAACUUGAGAUCUGGAGAUCAAAUGUCGACUCACACGGUGAAAUCAUUAAAGGAUGCUAUAAAGCCUAAGCACAGACGUAAAAAGAAGGCCACCAUGAAAGCUGCUGCUGAUGAAACUUAGAGGUCAUAAGCCAGAGUUAUCUUUUCAAAAUGAUAUAGUAGCAGUGUAGAAACAGGAGUCAUUCCCAUAUUUGACUAUAAUGAUGAGACGGAAGCAAGACCUGUGGUCUGUGGAUAACUUACAGUACAACCAACUCUCUUACAAAGAUCAUCUUUGACGCAAGAAAAUAUGCUUCGGAUGACGGAGUUUGCCAUCUUUGACACAAGUAUUGUUAUUACUGCUUAUUCCCUUGUUAGUUUACAUGACAAUCAAUAUUGGCUAUAGAAAAUAGAAAGACAUUUUUGUCAUUAUUUUUGCCUUUUCAAAAUUAAUCUGUUCCCGUGAAAGGUCCUGACUCCUGAGCCAAUUUGUUCCUAACAUUUCACGGUCAGGACUCAGGCAUCAUGGUUUUGCAUUUUCCUGACAGACUGCUAGCUACUGUUCUUUGUAGGAUUUUCUGGUUUAAUAUUUUUUACAAGUUUACUGUAGUAUGGUUUGGAAUUUUGUUCUUAUAGAUAUAUACAUUAGUAUUAGUGCAAUAUGCCU
Cuscuta epithymum is the source of this 1831-nucleotide messenger RNA. The record is from the annotation of a GenBank genome assembly. Lineage: Eukaryota; Viridiplantae; Streptophyta; Magnoliopsida; Solanales; Convolvulaceae.